AUGGAAAUAAAGAGAAUGUUUUGGAAUUCCCGAAGAAGUAAACUAAAGGGUACAUGGAGUUGCUGGGAACAACCCAUCUUCAGCACUCGAGCUCACGUCUUCCAGAUCGACCCAAACACAAAGAAGAACUGGGUGCCCACCAGUAAGCAUGCAGUUACUGUGUCUUAUUUCUAUGACAGCACAAGAAACGUGUAUAGGAUAAUCAGCUUAGACGGCGCAAAGGCAAUAAUUAACAGCACCAUCACUCCAAACAUGACAUUUACUAAAACAUCUCAGAAGUUUGGCCAGUGGGCCGAUAGCAGGGCAAAUACUGUUUAUGGACUGGGGUUCUCCUCUGAGCAUCAUCUUUCGAAAUUUGCAGAAAAGUUUCAGGAAUUUAAAGAAGCUGCUCGACUAGCAAAGGAGAAAUCACAGGAAAAGAUGGAACUUACCAGUACACCUUCACAGGAAUCAGCAGGCGGGGAUCUUCAGUCUCCUUUAACACCAGAAAGCAUCAAUGGGACAGAUGAUGAGAGAACUCCUGAUAUGACGCAGAACUCAGAGCCACGGCCUGAACCCACUCAGAACGCAUUGCCGUUCUCACAUAGUUCAGCAAUCAGCAAACACUGGGAGGCUGAGCUGGCUACCCUCAAAGGAAACAAUGCCAAACUCACUGCAGCGCUCUUGGAGUCCACUGCCAACGUGAAACAAUGGAAACAGCAACUUGCUGCCUAUCAGGAGGAAGCAGAACGGCUGCACAAGCGGGUGACUGAGCUUGAAUGUGUUAGUAGCCAAGCAAAUGCAGUGCAUACCCAUAAGACAGAACUAAAUCAGACAAUACAAGAACUGGAAGAGACGCUGAAAGUGAAGGAGGAGGAAAUAGAAAGAUUGAAACAAGAAAUUGAUAAUGCCAGAGAGCUACAGGAACAGAGGGACUCUUUGACUCAGAAACUACAGGAAGUAGAAAUUCGGAACAAAGACCUGGAGGGACAACUGUCUGACUUAGAGCAACGUCUGGAGAAAAGUCAGAAUGAACAAGAAGCUUUUCGCAAUAACCUGAAGACCCUGUUAGAAAUCCUUGAUGGAAAAAUCUUUGAACUAACAGAAUUGCGAGAUAACUUGGCCAAGCUACUAGAACGCAGCUAA
This is a messenger RNA of Rangifer tarandus platyrhynchus (Svalbard reindeer), 1125 nucleotides long. The record is from the annotation of a GenBank genome assembly. NCBI's taxonomy places the organism in Eukaryota, Metazoa, Chordata, Mammalia, Artiodactyla, Cervidae.